Molecule: messenger RNA, 7781 nt
Organism: Xenia sp. Carnegie-2017
Lineage: Eukaryota; Metazoa; Cnidaria; Anthozoa; Malacalcyonacea; Xeniidae
Product: mucin-2-like
Cellular component (GO): extracellular matrix
Molecular function (GO): protein binding
Source: RefSeq, a predicted model, not a curated record
CGAAUUUGUCAUAACAUAUUGGACUUGUUCAUUUGCUAUGUGAACUCUUCGCGUAUAGUUUCGUCAACUGUUCACCUGGUUUAUUGAAGUUUGUAAAACAAUAGAAUCCUUCUCUAUACUUCUGCAUCGGAUACACUUCUUAAAAUUGCUCAUUCCUAUCAUGAGGGGAAAUUUUUUUUUAUAUGUUCUUGGUGUCAUUCUUAUUGUAUCACGAAGACAAUGGGGUGCAAAUGGAAGUCUCUUGUUUGAAAAGGAAUUGGAUCGAAUUUCCGAAGUAGCAUUGAAGAAAGAUGAGGAAAAGGAGGUGCGUGGCGAAAGUAGGAGGCCAAAUUUUUGUAAAUUCGUCGAGGAACACAUUACAAACGUCGAAGAAUUUUUCAACAAAAGUAUAAACACGUCAUUUCUGGUUCCGUGCUCCAGUCAAGAGGGGAAAUGAAAGAUCUAAAAAUAAGGAUGAUUUGUGUAAAGUCUUCAGAAUUAUUAACGUGCCUUCGAAACGCAUAGUACCGAGAACUGAACAAAAAGUCGUGGAAAGAUGUUGCGAUGGUUGGACUGGAGACGACUGUAUGACAGCUGUUGCACAAGAUCCACACAAAAACAUCAAACGAAGGAUUUUGAGUACAACGAAAUGCAACCCAUCAUGUCAGAAUGGAGGGAUUUGCAAUGCGGGGAAAUGUUUUUGUGCGAAAGGAUAUCAAGGACUUUAUUGUGAAGCACCUAUCUGCAAUCAAGGCUGCAGACACGGUAAAUGCAAAAGUCCAGGACGUUGUGAAUGUGAUGAGGGUUGGUCAGGAAACAGGUGUCAAAAAGCCAUUUGUAAAAAAAGAUGUCAAAAUGGAGGUGAAUGUGUAGCUCCUGGUACUUGCUCAUGUCCACGUUACUACACUGGUCCACAAUGCUCUACGGAUUUUUGUCGUAUUCCAUGUGAGAAUGGAGGGCAAUGUCGUGCUGGCAUGUGUUUGUGCUCAAAUGGAUGGACUGGACCAGUCUGUGGAAAACCUAUUUGUCGAGGCGGUUGUGGUUUGGGGAGUUGCAUUCAACCUGAGAAGUGCAGUUGUCCUGAAGGAUUUAAUGGAAAGAAUUGUGAAAUAAAGUCGAUUUCAACUUCUGCUGCGCCAACAGUUGCAGUUUCAUCCACGUACAAUGAUCCCAAUUUGUGCUUUACAUUUGGCCAAACGCAUUUUCAGACGUUUGAUGGAAAAUACUUUUACUUUCCGGGAAGAUGCAAGUAUAAUUUUGUAGAAAAUUGCGAUGGCAGUGAUAGUUUUCGUAUUCAUGUGGCGAAUGAUCCAAAAUGCACACACAUAACUGACUGCUUACGAUCAGUGUUUAUUUUCAUUGGAGAAACUGUCAUAAAGCUUCAUUCUGACAAUGUAACGGUCGAUGACAAACCAAUAUCACUGCCGUACUUCGUAGACAGCAUGUUCAUUCGAAGAGUUGCGCACAAUAUUCUAAUUAGCGGUUUCGAAGGUGUUCGAAUCAAGUGGGACGGACGUAACGGUGUGUAUGUGCGCAUGGACGAGUCAAUGAGAAAUUCGACUUGUGGUUUGUGUGGAAACUUCAAUGGCAUUCUCGAUGAUGACUUGACGACAAAAGGUGGCGCGAUCACAACGUCUGUGGCACGGUUUGCUAACAGUUGGAGUGAACCUGAUAUAAAUGAAGUAUGUCGUAAUAUUCAAGAAAAGAGACAAUAUCACCAUGCAGUAAAAGAAUGUGACAGAAAUGAUGAGAAUUCGCGGUACUUGCGGAAUUUUAAAACAUUCACCAUUUGAUUGUGUCAUGGUAGUCUUAAUCCGCAACAUUUUAUUGAAAUGUGUGAGCAAGAUGCCUGCUCCUGUGAUAUCACUUCGUAUCCAAACUGCGCAUGCGAUUCUUUCACGCAGUACGAGAGAGCAUGCGCCAGAAAAGGAAUAACAGUGAUGUGGAGAAGUUCAGAUCUCUGUCCCGUUGAAUGCAGUGGCGGUAAAGUUUAUAAACCCUGUGGCUCUGCCUGCCCAAAGACUUGCACCAAUCAUGGAACAAAAUCUAGUUGCUUGGAACAAUGUGUUGAUGGUUGUCAUUGUCCUAGUGGAAAGGUUUUGCAAAAUGGACGUUGUAAGGAGAUCGAGGAUUGUUUAUGUGAACAUAAUAAAGUAUGGUAUAAAGCAAAAUCUAAGGUUCGCGUUGAUUGUAAUGACUGUUAUUGUAUUGAUGGUCGAUGGCAAUGUACCGAGAAACUGUGUCCUGCUACAUGCUCUGCAGUAGGCGAUCCUCAUUACAGGACAUUUGAUGGCAAAUACUUCUCGUUUAUGGGUCAUUGUAAAUAUAUUCUCGCUAAAGAUGCCAUGGAUGAUUCUUUUAUGGUUGUUGUUGAUAACUUUCCUUGCGGAGUCGACAACACUCUAUCUUGCACGAAAUCUGUGACUGUCCAUUUUGAUAAAAAUGUCAUACAACUGAAAAAAGACAGUUUAGUCAACGUCAACGGAAACUAUCUUUCCUUUCUCCCGUACAAACAUGACCUUUUUGUCGUGGAUGGAUCUUCCCUAAUUACACGAGUCAUUUCCAACGAUGGAGUUGAAAUCACGUGGGAUGGAUUCGGUCGUGUUUAUGUAACUCUGCAAAGUCGAUGGAUGGGUAAAACGAAAGGUCUUUGUGGUAACUUCAACAAAAAUCAAGAAGAUGACUUCAAAACCAUUGAAGACAACCUGGAAACGGACAUUGCACGUUUUGGCGAAUCGUGGAAACUUGAUCUGUCAUGUCCAUCGGCGAAAGAUGUUCUCCAUCCCUGUGAAGCUUAUGUGCAACGAGCUAAGGACGCUGAUCGCUUGUGUGAUAUCCUAAAACAAAAUCCAUUCACGAAAUGUCACCAUGUUGUAAACCCUGAUGAGGGUUACAUGCAUACAUGUAGGUACGAUUUAUGUGGUUGUCAAGAUGGUACCAAGUGUCUUUGUACUGCUGUUGCAUCGUAUACACAUGACUGCGCAAGGCAUGGUGUUGAAAUUGAAUGGAGAAAUCCGAGCGUCUUGCCUGAAUGCAAAAUUUCCUGUCCUAUUGCUGGACAAAGGUAUCGAGAAUGUGGCUCAUCGUGUUAUCAGAGAUGUAGCGAUCUCUCAAAGAAAACUGACUGCAGCGAAGAAUGUUUGGCCGGCUGCUUUUGCCCAAAAGGUCAAAUAUUAAAUGACGACGAUAACUGUAUUCCCAUUUCUAAAUGCUCUUGCUAUAAAGAUGGAGAAGUUUUCUCCCCUGGUUCUGUCAUAACAAAGGAUCGUUGUAUAUCAUGCAAAUGCGUCAAUGGACGUUUUCAGUGUAGCAACAGUUCAUGCUCAUAUCUUGAUGAUGUUUCAACGAAAUUAUGUCCAAAGGGUCAGUCUUAUGUUAAAUGUGGUAAAGAGUGUGAAAAGACAUGCCGUAAUCUUCAUUUGCCGUGUGGAAGUCAUUCAUGUAAGCCCGGUUGUGUAUGUCCUAAAGAUCGUGUACUUCAUAAUGGGACAUGUGUUGCACCUGAAGAUUGUCCUUGUCAUCGUGGAGGAAGAACUUAUAAAAGUGGAGAAACAAUUAAAGAAGACUGUAACACAUGUACUUGCACUGGUCGAACCUGGUGUUGCACUAGAAAGAACUGCCCUAAAACAUGCUCUGUGUAUGGUGACUCGCACUUCAUAACGUUCGACAACAAGCGUUAUCAAUUUUGCGGUGCGUGUAAUUACAUGUUGGUUCGCGACAACUGUGCUAAUAAUUCAGAAACAUUCAGUAUACAAGCAAAGAAUGUCCCUUGUGGAACUGGUGGUGUAACGUGUACCAAGGCCAUCACAAUCAAUCUUAAUGGUACUCAAAUAAGCUUGGACCAAGGCCGUGAACCAUUGUUUCGUUCUAUGAUCAAGAACAAAUCUGAAUUUACUGUGGAAAAGAGUGGCCUUUACAUUAUUUUUCGUACAAUUACUGGAAUAUCAAUUGUGUGGGAUUUUGGAACAAGAAUAUACAUCACCCUUGAUAAUCGUUACAGAGGGAAAACAUGUGGUCUGUGUGGUAAUUAUAAUGACGAUCAAACUGACGAUUUUAGAAGUCCUUCCGGCUUAAUUGAAGCAUCUCCUAACAGUUUUGGGGAUUCAUGGAGGAUGAGUGAAUACUGUGCUGAUGCGAAAACACUAAAACAUCAAUGCACUAUUCACGAAGAAAGAUCAGCAUGGUCAAAGAAAUCAUGUGAUAUCAUCAAACAAGAUGUUUUCAAACCAUGUCAUGAACUGGUAAAUCCUGAAGAAUAUUUUCAAGCUUGUUAUUAUGAUACCUGCAGCUGUGAUACGAGUGGUGAUUGUGAGUGUAUGUGCACGGCUAUUGCAGCUUAUGCCAGAGAGUGUAAUCGUCACGGCAUUCAUAUAAAAUGGAGAUCACAGCAAUUGUGUCCUGUGCAAUGUGAACGAGGAAUGGUGUACAAGGCAUGUGGGCCAGCUUGUGUGAAAACAUGUUCAAACUCCUGUUAUCAGGACACGACUUGUCCUAUAGCCUGCGUGGAAGGAUGUCAUUGCCCUGAUGGCUUCGUCAAACAUAAUGACAAGUGCAUUAGACGGGAGGAUUGUCCAUGCAACGUGGAUGGAAAAACAUACAGCGCAAAAGCAUUCGUUAUUCUGAACUGCCAAUCAUGUACUUGCGACGAUGGCUGUAUGAACUGCUAUGGACCAACAUGUACAACGCCAACUACUAUUAUCCAUUCUUCAACCACUGAGUCAACAAUGACGUCCACUAACUCAACACAAUCAACAACUCCAUCAACAAGGAAAUCAACACCUACAGGAACACAGUCAACAACUCCUUCGACAAGGAAAUCAACACCUACAGGAACACAGUCAACAACUCCUUUAACAAGGAAAUCAACACCUACAGGAACACAAUCAACAACUCCUUCAACAAGAAAAUCAACUCCUACAGGAACACAGUCAACAACUCCAUCAACAAGGAAAUCAACACCUACAGGAACACAAGCAACAACUCCAUCAACAAAGAAAUCAACUCCUACAGGAACACAAUCAACAACUCCUUCAACAAGGAAAUCAACACCUACAGGAACACAGUCAACAACUCCUUCAACAAGGAAAUCAACUCCUACAGGAACACAGUCAACAACUCCUUCAACAAGGAAAUCAACUCCUACAGGAACACAGUCAACAACUCCUUCAACAAGGAAAUCAACUCCUACAGGAACACAGUCAACAACUCCUUCAACAAGGAAAUCAACUCCUACAGGAACACAGUCAACAACUCCUUCAACAAGGAAAUCAACUCCUACAGGAACACAGUCAACCACUUCAUCAACUCCUACAGGAACACAGUCAACCACUUCAUCAACUCCUACAGGAACACAGUCAACAACUCCUUCAACAAGGAAAUCAACACCUACAGGAACACAAUUAACAACUCCUUUAACAAGGAAAUCAACACCUACAGGAACACAGUCAACCACUUCAUCAACACCUACAGGAACACAGUCAACACCUACAGGAACACAGUCAACAACUCCUUCAACAAGGAAAUCAACACCUACAGGAACACAGUCAACAACUCCUUCAACAAGGAAAUCAACUCCUACAGGAACACAGUCAACAACUCCUUCAACAAGGAAAUCAACACGUACAGGAACACAAUCAACAACUCCUUCAACAAAGAAAUCAACUCCAACAGGAACACAAUCAACAACUCCUUCAACAAGGAAAUCAACACCUACAGGAACACAAUCAACAACUCCUUCAACAAAGGAAUCAACUCCUACAGGAACAACACAGUCAACAACUCCUUCAACAAGGAAAUCAACACCUACAGGAACACAGUCAACAACUCCUUCAACAAGGAAAUCAACACCUACAGGAACACAAUCAACAACUCCUUCAACAAGGAAAUCAACACCUACAGGAACACAGUCAACCACUUCAGCAACACCUACAGGAACACAAUCAACAACUCCUUCAACAAGGAAAUCAACACCUACAGGAACACAGUCAACCACUUCAGCAACACCUACAGGAACACAAUCAACAACUCCUUCAACAAGGAAAUCAACACCUACAGGAACACAGUCAACCACUUCAUCAACACCUACAGGAACACAGUCAACAACUCCUUCAACAAGGAAAUCAACACCUACAGGAACACAGUCAACAACUCCUUCAACAAGGAAAUCAACACCUACAGGAACACAGUCAACAACUCCUUCAACAAGGAAAUCAACACCUACAGGAACACAAUCAACAACUCCUUCAACAAGGAAAUCAACACCUACAGGAACACAGUCAACAACUCCUUCAACAAGGAAAUCAACUCCUACAGGAACACAAUCAACAACUCCUUCAACAAGGAAAUCAACACCUACAGGAACACAGUCAACAACUCCUUCAACAAGGAAGUCAACACCUACAGGAACACAGUCAACUACUCCUUCAACAAGGAAGUCAACACCUACAGGAACACAGUCAACAACUCCUUCAACAAAGAAAUCAACUCCUACAGGAACACAGUCAACAACUCCUUCAACAAGGAAAUCAACUCCUACAGGAACACAAUCAACAACUCCUUCAACAAGGAAAUCAACACCUACAGGAACACAGUCAACAACUCCUUCAACAAGGAAGUCAACACCUACAGGAACACAGUCAACUACUCCUUCAACAAGGAAAUCAACACCUACAGGAACACAGUCAACAACUCCUUCAACAAGGAAGUCAACACCUACAGGAACACAGUCAACAACUCCUUCAACAAGGAAAUCAACUCCUACAGGAACACAGUCAACAACUCCUUCAACAAGGAAAUCAACACCUACAGGAACACAAUCAACAACUCCUUCAACAAGGAAAUCAACACCUACAGGAACACAGUCAACAACUCCUUCAACAAGGGAAUCAACGCCUACAGGAACACAAUCAACAACUCCAUCAAUAUUUCCUACAGGAACACAAUCAACCACUUCAUCACUUUGUCCACUUGGAAUGGUGUAUACUGAUUGCCUUCCGACACAUUUAGAUCAGUGUCAAUUUAUGGACUUGCACUUUGCUUCAACUCCUCUUGUCCAACAGGGUGAUUCCUGUACACCAGGUUGUGUUUGCCCAAAAAAUACUGUUUUUAAUGGUAGUAGUUGUAUUCGUCCAGUUGAGUGCCCUUGCUAUCAGAAUGGCACAUAUUAUAAACCACGUGACCGCUGGAGAAAUGGAUGCAAUAUAUGUAAUUGCUGGAAUAAUCAAAUCAGCUGCAUGCCAAAACCUUGUCCCAUCAUUGGAGACUGCUCUUCGCCUUCAUUCAAAAUUGUCAUUGAGGACUGCUGUGAAACAUGCAAGCCAGUUUGUGCAGACUCGUUAGGCGUUGAUGUGAAUGGAGCAGUACCUGCAAAGAACUUUCAUUCUUCGUCAAAUCAUUUUCAUCCAGCGAAGGUCGUCUAAAUAACAGUGCUGGCGUUUGGUGUCCUGGGAAAAAUGAUACGUCACCCUGGUUGGGCGUGGAACUAUUAACAACGUCAAAUAUUGCAGGUGUUGCAAUUCAAGGAUCACCUAAAAUUUUUUCACAGCAUGUUAAGUCGUUUUCACUGCGUUACAGCACAAACGGCGUACAUUGGAUUACUUAUCCCGUGAAUGGACAUAAACAUGUUUUCAACGUCCUUGACAAAUCUAGAAAAACAGCUUUUUUUACAUUAAAUCCGUUCGUUGCUCGUUUUGUGGUCAUAUUUCCUAUUUCUUGGGGAUCGCGUCCUUGCCUCCGCUUUGAUUUGUUUGGUUGUCCGAUUCACCCAAAAACCACAUCAUUUACUACACAGACAACCCCUGUUG